Messenger RNA from Oppiella nova, 760 nucleotides. NCBI's taxonomy places the organism in Eukaryota, Metazoa, Arthropoda, Arachnida, Sarcoptiformes, Oppiidae. The record is from the annotation of a GenBank genome assembly.
AAAAUUGAAAUACAUUAAUGUGUUAGUGAGAAGUCCGAUGUUGGAUCAGAUCACCACAACCAUCAAUGGUUUGGUUACGAUCCGAGCUCUCAGAGCUGAAAAUCAUUUUUUAAAGGACUUCCAUUACUUUCAAGACAAUCACACCACCAGUUAUGUCAUGUGUAUCUCUGCCGCCAGAGCUUUUGGAUUUCUACUGGAAAUCGUAUACUUAUUUUACAUGAUCCUUGUGGUAAUCAUGCUAAUGAUAUUCUGUGACGGUAUGGGCGGAGGAACGGCUGGUCUUAUUUUGAAUACAACAAUGGGUUUAAUGGUUACCAUUCAGUAUGCCGUCAGAAAUGCGGCAGAUUUGGAGAAUCAGAUGACAUCAGUUGAACGGAUCCUCGAAUACAGUGAACUCGAGUCGGAAGAGUCGCCUAAAGAGGCGGACAGUCGUCUCAAUGUAUCCCCCGAUUGGCCACUCGAGGGAAGCAUUCAUUUCCAAGACGUUUGUCUCACUUAUGAGAACUCAACGAAUGAGACGUUAAUUGAAAUCAAUUGUCAGAUCAAAGGCGGAGAGAGAGUGGGAAUCGUCGGCCGAACCGGCGCUGGAAAGAGCUCUCUAUUGGCGGUACUCUUCCGUAUGCAUCGAUUCAAAGGCAGAGUCACUAUCGAUGGCACAGACAUCACGACAAAACACCACUUCACGAAACCUUUUCUCUUCGUAUUGUUUAUCGAAAAUAAUAUUCUGUUUGACGUUUGCGUUGAAAACCCACGACUCCUG